Messenger RNA from Leucoraja erinaceus (little skate), 7429 nucleotides. RefSeq names its product alpha-1A adrenergic receptor-like. Gene Ontology annotation, biological process: phospholipase C-activating G protein-coupled receptor signaling pathway; positive regulation of cytosolic calcium ion concentration; cell-cell signaling. Gene Ontology annotation, molecular function: alpha1-adrenergic receptor activity. The transcript has 2 exons. The record is from RefSeq and is a predicted model, not a curated record. Bases 773 to 2341 code for a protein of 522 amino acids. Lineage: Eukaryota; Metazoa; Chordata; Chondrichthyes; Rajiformes; Rajidae. Gene Ontology annotation, cellular component: membrane.
CGAAAUUCAUAGACACAGAGAAAGCUACAGAGAUAGACACAGUGGUCAUAUUUAAGUUGCUGGUUUCCAUUGGUCAGUUAAGUAUUGCAAGUGGGAUACGUUAGCUGUGGCUUAUUUAUAAUUUUUAAUGUAAUAUAUUUCUAUAAAUGAGACCAACUUCCCUCUGUGGUUGAGUAGUUUUUGGGCUGUCCGGGUCUCUCCACAGUCGGGCCUCUGCUGCCCUCUGAUGGCGGCCGUCGCAAGCGCAAGGAAUCAGUGACGUGAGGACCAUCCCGGGGAGGCGAGGUUUGCAUGUGAUUGAAGAGUGAUCUUGGUGCUUCAGCACCCAACCGCCUGAAGAGAUUGUCAGCGGUGGUCAGCUUCGGCGACACUUCUUGCCAGUGCAUGAAAUUGUGUGUGGGUGGGUGUGUGUGUAUGUGUGUGUAUGUUGGAGAGAGAGGAAUGAUAUUAUCCCGGGACUCUGCAGAUGCUAGGAAUUGAAACGGUGCAGGGAGGAAAAGUUGCAAAGGCGGUUGGACAGGAGUCGGCGAAGGAGAGGGAUGUCACGGAGUCUAACGGGGCUUCUUCGAUCGAGCUGGAAAUGCGGAGGAGAAAUGUCCUUCCCCGGUCACCCCGCCAGGCUGGGUCAUGGAGUUUGAAUCUCACCCGUUUGGGCACCGGCAGAAUCCGCGGCGUUGCAUGGGGAUCUUUUUGACACAUUGGCACGAAGCGAGGGCUCGAAGCGGCUGAAGUUGGCGAAACCUACUUACAUGGAGACGGCAGUCCUUCCAAGAUGACUUUUGCGGAGUUUACCAAUGAGAGCUUGGACGGGAACUGCUCCAACGCAUCGGCUCUGAGCUAUGCCGUGUUUCCCAAUGACUCCGUCACCGCCAACAGGUCGGGCAACUCGGAGGGGUUGGAUGUCAACCAAGCGGUGGCCCUGGGCGUUAUCCUCGGUGCCUUCAUCCUGUUCGCCAUUGUGGGCAACAUCAUGGUCAUUCUGUCGGUGGCUUGCAACCGGCACCUGCAGACAGUCACCAACUACUUCAUCAUCAACCUGGCCAUCGCCGACCUCCUCCUCAGCACCAUCAUCUUGCCCUUCUCGGCCAGCCUGGAGAUCUUUGGCUACUGGGCUUUCGGGAGAAUCUUCUGCGAUGUCUGGGCUGCCGUCGACGUCUUGUGCUGCACGGCCUCCAUAAUGAGCCUGUGUGUCAUCUCCAUCGAUCGCUACAUCGGCGUGCGCUACUCUUUACGCUACCCGACCAUCAUGACCGAAGUGAAGGCGGUGUGGAUCCUCAUUGUCCUCUGGGUCACUUCCAUCGUGGUCUCGGUGGGUCCACUCUUGGGCUGGAAGGAGCCCGCACCGCCCGACGAUACCAUGUGCAGCAUCACCGAGGAGCCGGGAUACGCCUUGUUCUCCUCUCUAUUUUCCUUCUACCUGCCUCUCAUGGUUAUCCUGGUCAUGUACUUCCGAAUCUACGUGGUAGCCAGGCGGACUACCAAGAGCCUGGAGGCCGGGGUGAAGAGGGAGAGGAGUAAGACCAUGGAGGUGGUCCUGAGGAUUCACUGCAGGAGUGUGUUGGAUGAUUCCCACUCCAACUUCAAGAACAAGGGACAUCAUUUGCGCAGCUCCUUGUCCAUGAGGCUCCUCAAGUUCUCCCGGGAGAAGAAAGCAGCCCAAACUCUGGGCAUCGUGGUCGGCGUCUUCAUUCUUUGCUGGCUGCCAUUUUUCACCAUCUUACCGCUGGGCGCUUUCUUCCCGUCGAUCAAGCCUCCGGACGUGGUUUUCAAGGUGAUCUUCUGGCUGGGUUACUUCAACAGCUGCAUAAACCCCAUCAUCUACCCGUGCUCCAGCAAGGAGUUUAAGAGAGCCUUCACCAGGCUGCUGAAGUGCCAGUGCCGCAGGAGGCGGCAUCCUCCCUGGCGCCUGCACAGCCAGCGGGACUGGCAGGCCUCCAUCAACAGCUCCGAGCGCGGCUUCAACGGGGACGCCUUGAGCCGGUCCGUCAUGAGCCAGGAGACCCUGUCCAUCAACAGCUCCUCCAAGCUGAGCCGCGGGCGGUGGGGGAGCAGCGAGCGAGCCGGCGUGGGCGGAGGGGCCAACCAAGCGCUCAGCCAUCACAGCUGGAGACUCUUCCCCUCCUUGUCCAACUCGCCCUUCCAACUCAGAGAGAAGAUGAACAACCUCUCCAACAAGUUCAGGGUGGGACAGCACCAGCCCUGUGCUCCAGCCCAACCCAAGGUAGAGGGCACGUCGGUGGAGUCCAUCUCCAUCGGCCUGUGCCAGGAGUUCAAAGAGCAAGCUGCUUAUCAAAUAUACGAUGUGAAUGACUCCUUCGGGCUGAAAGAGACCGACAUUUAAGGUGAAGGCCGCAGGACUUCUCUGGACUGAGAUGCAUGUUCUGUAAACGUGUUUGUUCAAGGAUCGUUGAUGUUUUCAUAUUUCCAGUUUUGACUUGAGAAAGGAUAAGGGGUAUAAAAAAAACACACACGCGCGCAUGCCAAGAAAUCCUUCAGGAGCUCCUUCCAUGCUGUUCCCUUUAUCUUCCUUGGGAUUUCUCUGGCUCAUGCUUCCUCCCGUUGAGAAUCAUAGAGCCAUGCAGCAUGGAAACAGGCCCCCCAGCCCAACUCAGCUAUGGCCAAGAUGCCCCAUGUAUGCUGGUCCCAUUUGCUUGCAUUUGCCCAUUGGCCCUCUAAACUGUCCACAGAACAUAGAGCACAGAACAGUACAACACAGGAAUGAGCCAUUCGCCUCCCCACCCCCACCCCAGAUGCCUAGUUAAACUGGUAUCAUCUGCCUGUGCAUGAUCCAUAUCCCUCUAUUCCCCAUACUCCCAUGUACACAACUAAGAGCUUCUUAAACGCCAUCAUAUCUGCCUCCACCCCCACCCCUGGCAAUGCGUUCCAGGCUCCCACUACUCUCUGUGUAAAAGAACUUGUCCUACACAUUGACAUUUCCACCCUAGGUAGAGAUGGUGGGAGGACUGCAUACAUCGCCCCAUUAUUUGUUACCUGUUGUUUGAAUAGAUUUGUCAGUUUGCUUUUACAUUCAAGGCAUGGAAUCAAGCCUAGCUCAGGAACAUGGUGGCAUGGUGGUGCAGGGGUAGAGUUGCUGUCUUAUAGCGCCAGUGACCCGGGUUCAAUCCUGACUACGUGUGCUAUCUGUAUGGAGUUUGCACGUUCUCCCCGUGACCCCGUGGUUUUGUCUCUGGCUACACCGGAAAAUGUCGGUGACCUGCAACGACCUAUGACGGGUGCUGGCAGUCGCCGAAAAAGUCACGUAAGUGGGACAGGCCCUUAACAGUCAUUACUUGGGACCUAAAUAAUAUCUGGAACACUUGGCAUUAUAGACACAGAGCUAAUUGCCUGGACAAUCCCUGAACUUAACUUAAGAAGGGUUAUGGGUUUGCCCCACUUUCACGACCACUGCCAAGUUUGCCCUUGACUCAUACUCGCACCAUGGUCGUCACGAGGUCGUAGGAGGUCGUAGGUAGAUCGUAGCAGGCCGUGAUGCUAGUCGUAGGUACUCGUGGCAUCAAGUAGGUCGGGGCGUUUUUUCUAGCCUGAUGAAAAAUGUCCACGAGUAAAAAAGGUCGUAAAUUAGGUCGUGAAAGUGGGACAGGCCCUUAAGAAAUGCAUCUGCUUCAGACGAUUCAAGUCCAAAUCUUCCCUUAUGGGAGGUGGUGGCAGGAGCACCUUUAUAAAGCUCAGAUCCUGCUUCCUCAUUAAUGAUACAGAACAAGCGACCGGUAAAUGCAAGGUUCCAUUGAGCCGCAGUGGAAGUAACUCUGCAACAAUACGCUGCAAAAGUUGGGCAAUGCUUAGUUUUGGUGUGAUUACCAAAGGGGAUAUUCGAUUCUCAUCACUCUAAACCAAAAUUGGUAUGAGGAGUUAAGAAGUGCUGGCGUAUAAACUCUUCCUCCAAACUCUUUAAUAAAGCUGGAUAUGAAGUUUCACAUUUGUUUACUGUUUCAAUGUUUGCAGACAGAUAACUUUGGGUCUGAAGGGGAACAAAGAACAUACCUAUGCGUUUAGUCGUUAUCCUGUUUCUGUGUUUGUCAUGUCUCCACCGUACAGAUUUUAGUCGGAGAAGAUACAAUUUGCUCUGGUCCCCAUAUCUAGCAUCACUGUAAAUGCUUUGGCGAAGAUUCCUUGUGUGUUGUCUUCCUGUAGAUAGGAGACAAUUUUGAUCCCUCUUGGGUUGCUGAGGAUACAUAACAUAAAACCCAUUUACAAUGUAUGCAGGCAAUGUACAGUAUGUAUUCAAACUUCUUAAAUUAUAUUGUUAUUCCAUGUCUGCUCUUUUUGUACGUCACCAAAUGCCAUAUUUGAUGUUAAAUUAUAUUUUGGUUAUUUCCUAAAUGUCUUCAAAAUAAACCGCACCGUGAUUAAUUUGCAUGAUCUUCUCCUUUUGGAAUGAAAGAGCAUUUUGAACUUCUAUCAAUGAAAGGGAAUCAGUUGUUUAACAGGACUUGUGAUGUUGAAAUUUGAUUCAGCCAUGACCAAAGCGUAAACAUAGGGUCAUCGAACGUGGAAGCAGGCCCUUCGGCCCAACUUGCUCAUGCCGACCAACAUGCCCCAUCUACACUAGUCCCACCUGCCUGCAUUUGGCUCAUAUCCCUCUAAACCUUUUCUAUCCAUGUACCUGUCGAAAUGUUUCUUAAACAUUGCGUUAGUACCUGUCUCAACCACCUCCUCUGGCAGCUCCUUCCAUACACCCCUCACCCUUUGUGUAAAAAAGUCACCCCUCAGAUUUCUAUUUAAUCUUUCCUUCCUCACCUUAAACCUAUGUCCUCUGGUUCUAGAUUUCCCUAUUCUGGGCAAGAGACUCUGUGCAUUCCCUCCCUCUCCGUCCCUCUCCCACCCUAGUUCUCUGACUAGUUUUGCUGUCCUGAUUAAUUUUACUGACUGUAUGCUUUGUUGUCCACUUCUCCUCUACUAUGAAUAAACCAUUCUACAUUUCCUUGAUCAUCAUCUCCUUUGAUCUGUCAUUUUCACACCUUACCCUUCAAUAACUCUAGUCUCCCUCUCCCCUGACUCUCGGUCUGAAGAAGGGUCUCGACCUGCAACGUCACACAUUCCUUCUCUCCAGAGAUGCUGCCUGACCCGCUGAGUUACUCCAACAUUUUGUGUCUUUCAUUUGUUUCAAUCCUAGCUUCGAUGUUCCAGGCAUGCCCCCUGUGGUGCUCUGCGGUAAGGCAUGUCCUAUCUUUGACCAGGGCUGAACCACUCAGACCUGAGCAUGGCUCUGCACCUCAUCCUGUAUUAGAAACAUAGAAACAUAGAAAUUAGGUGCAGGAGUAGGCCAUUCGGCCCUUCGAGCCUGCACCGCCAUUCAAUAUGAUCAUGGCUGAUCAUCCAACUCAGUAUCCCGUACCUGCCUUCUCUCCAUACCCUCUGAUCCCCUUAGCCACAAGGGCCACAUCUAACUCCCUCUUAAAUAUAGCCAAUGAACUGGCCUCAACUACCCUCUGUGGCAGAGAGUUCCAGAGAUUCACCACUCUCUGUGUGAAAAAAGCUCUUCUCAUCUCUGUAUUAAAGGAUUUCCCCCUUAUCCUUAAGCUGUGACCCCUUGUCCUGGACUUCCCCAACAUCGGGAACAAUCUUCCUGCAUCUAGCCUGUCCAACCCCUUAAGAAUUUUGUAAGUUUCUAUAAGAUCCCCUCUCAAUCUCCUAAAUUCUAGAGAGUAUAAACCAAGUCUAUCCAGUCUUUCUUCAUUGCUUUGGAAACACCACCAUUCAGUCCGGCCGGACUUACUUGCAUAUUUAUUUCCACACGUACUACGGAACAUAAUAAAUUGUGAUAAAUGAACUGGCUUAUUUGAUUAUUUCACCAGUGAUCUGCCUUUUGGAGCAUGCUAGAUAUAUUGGUGUUAGUAGGGGGGGAAUGGGAAGGGGAGAUAGCCCCCCUUAGGCAGAGAAGAAGAGGAAAGCAGACUGUGUUGUAACAUAGAAACAUAGAAAAUAGGUGCAGGAGUUUGCACCGCCAUUCAAUAUUAUCAUAGCUGAUCAUCCAACUCAGUAUCCUGUACGUGCCUUCUCUCCAUACCCCCUGAUCCCUUUAGCCACAAGGGCCACAUCUAACUCCCUCUUAAAUAUAGCCAAUGAACUGGUCUCAACUACCUUCUGUGGCAGAGAAUUCCACAGAUUCACCACUCUCUGUGUAAAAAAUGUUUUUCUCAUCUCGGUCCUAAAAGAUUUUCCCCUUAUCCUUAAAUUGUGACCCCUUGUUCUGGACUUCCCCAACAUUGGGAAAAACCUUCCUGCAUCUAGCCUGUCCAACCCCUUAAGAAUGUUGUAAGUUUCUCUAAGAUCCCCCUCAAUCUUCUAAAUUCUAGCGAGUACAAGCCGAGUCUAUCCAGCCUUUCUUCAUAUGAAAGUCCUGACAUCCCAGGUUGUAUGUUUCUUGGGAUUAAGGUAUCCACAGCAUUGGCAAUUUACAUUAACUCAAUACCUUUAGUAAUGCUAAAGGUCUCAGUGGCUUCAGUGGAAUCGAUUUCAGACGAGAAGCAUAACAUGCAAUCACUACUAAAAGUUACAACAGUCAUAGAAUCAUACAGCAGAGAAAUAAGUCUCAUGGUCUAUGCCUAAUCUAAGCUAGCCCUACUUGCCCAUGUUUGGCCCAAACCUUUCCCGAUCCAUGUACUGUACCUGACCAAAUGGCUUUUAAUGUUGUUAUUGCACCUGCCUCAACUACGUCUUCUGGCAGUUUAUUCAUAUAUCCAACACCACCUGUGUGUAAAAGGUUGCCCGUCGCGUUCCUAUUAAAUCUUUUCCGUCUCAUCUAUGCCCUCCAGUAUUUGAUUCCCCUACACUGGAAAAAUGUCCUAGCCUGGUCUUUAGCUCAGGCCCUCGAGUCUUGGCAACACUCUUGUAAAUCUUCCCUUCACUUCUAUCAGCUUCAAGGCAGAUUUCCUUUAGCAUGGUGACAAAACUGGACAUAAUGCUCCAGGUGCAGCCUCCCCGAUGGCUUGUACAACUGCUCCAAUCUUCUGCACUCAAUUUACUGACUGGUGAAGAUCAGUGUGCCAAAGCCCCUCUUCACCACCCUGGCCGUGAUGCCACUUAAGGGAACCUUGUAUUUCUACACCUAGAUCACUCUGCUCUACAACACACAGGACCUACUGUUCACUCACAAGGACCUACUUUGGUUUGAGUUCCCAAAAUGCCACACCUCACAUUUAUCUGAUUGAAACUCCAUUGACCAUUCCUCUUCCCAGCUGAUCACGAUCCCAUUGUAAUGCUUGAUAACCACCUAUUUUAGUGUCAUCUGCAGACUUACAUGCUUUGUACAUGCUCAUCCAAAUCAUUGACAUAGAUCACAAAUAGCAAUGGGUCCAGCGCCAAUCCAUGAAGUACACCACUAGUUACAGGCCUUCAGUUCAAAAACUAACCUUCCACCACCACCCUUGGCUUCCAACCAUGAAGCUCAUUCUAUAUCCAGUUCCCA